GUGACAUAACGCGAGACUUGUUUUCGUAUCCUUUGUUGGAAUCCUGAACAAAUUUUUAUUCGAUCAAUAAGUUCCUGAAUCAAUUCCCCCAUGUGGAACGUCCUGUCCCGUUGCCGGCUGCUGGCCAGCACUCCCCUGCUGGGAUCUCUAGCCAGUGCAUCGCGCUGCACCGCUGCCAGCUUGUUUCAUGUGCUCGCCGGCUCUGGCGCUGGAACGUGCCAGAUCUCACCACUAGCGAAUCAAUCUGCCUCAUCCCGGACGGCGCUGCUCAACCAAUCGCCCGCGCAGCUGCUCCUGCCCACGGCCGGCCCCCUGCUAAGCCAGGUGUGCGGCUUCAAGGUCAAGGGACGGCUAAAGCGCCGCUGCAAAGAUUGCUACUUUGUGGUGCGCCAGCAGCGGCUGUUCGUGAUCUGCAAAACCCAUCCGCGCCACAAGCAAAUGUCGAUGAAGAAGCGUGACCACAACACCUGGAUCCUGACCGACGCCACCCAGAGUCCGGUGCGGGCGUGGUAAACGUUGCUUUCUUUCUGUUGAGUUGUGGAUUGUGAAAUGUAGAGUUUUAAAAGAC
Culex pipiens pallens (northern house mosquito) is the source of this 568-nucleotide messenger RNA. RefSeq names its product 39S ribosomal protein L36, mitochondrial (gene mRpL36). Gene Ontology annotation, cellular component: ribosome; mitochondrial large ribosomal subunit. Gene Ontology annotation, molecular function: structural constituent of ribosome. Lineage: Eukaryota; Metazoa; Arthropoda; Insecta; Diptera; Culicidae. The coding region runs from base 91 to 513 and encodes 140 amino acids. The record is from RefSeq and is a predicted model, not a curated record. The transcript has a single exon. Gene Ontology annotation, biological process: translation; ribosome biogenesis.